Helobdella robusta is the source of this 186-nucleotide messenger RNA. RefSeq lists its product as hypothetical. The annotation marks the transcript as partial. Lineage: Eukaryota; Metazoa; Annelida; Clitellata; Rhynchobdellida; Glossiphoniidae. The transcript is spliced from 2 exons. Gene Ontology annotation, biological process: potassium ion import across plasma membrane; proton transmembrane transport; intracellular potassium ion homeostasis. Gene Ontology annotation, molecular function: P-type sodium:potassium-exchanging transporter activity. The record is from RefSeq and is a predicted model, not a curated record.
GCAAUCGUCAUACGCAAUGGCGAAAAGUUGAACGUCAGAGCGGAGGAACUCGUCAUCGGUGACGUCAUUGAGGUGAAGUUCGGUGAUAGGAUGCCCGCCGACAUGAGGGUCAUUUCCGCUCAUGGGUUCAAGGUGGACAAUUCUUCAUUGACUGGGGAAUCUGAGCCUCAAUCUAGGACAUCUGAG